AUGCAGAAGAAAAAAAAGCACGGUAUUGCAUAUAUUCGAUCAACUUUAAGUAAUACCAUUAUUACUGUAACAGAUUAUAAAGGAGAUACAAAAACUUGGUCCUCCUCAGGUUCAUUGGGGUUCAAGGGAUCUCGUCGCUCAACCAAUUAUGCUGCUCAAGCAACUGCAGAAAAUGCUGCCCGAACUGCUAUUCAACUGGGAAUUAAGUCGGUUGAAGUUGAAAUAAAAGGGUUAGGUUACGGAAAGGAAUCGUCGCUACGUGGUUUACGACUAGGAGGUCUUAUUAUUACCAAAAUUAGAGAUGUAACCCCAACCCCACAUAAUGGAUGCCGACCCCCUAAAAAACGCCGUGUUUAA
Molecule: messenger RNA, 357 nt
Organism: Physcomitrium patens
Lineage: Eukaryota; Viridiplantae; Streptophyta; Bryopsida; Funariales; Funariaceae
Source: the annotation of a RefSeq genome assembly